Messenger RNA from Lagopus muta (rock ptarmigan), 5848 nucleotides. RefSeq names its product death associated protein kinase 1 (gene DAPK1). Bases 308 to 4600 code for a protein of 1430 amino acids. Gene Ontology annotation, cellular component: cytoplasm; nucleus. Gene Ontology annotation, biological process: protein phosphorylation; positive regulation of apoptotic process; intracellular signal transduction. The transcript is spliced from 26 exons. Lineage: Eukaryota; Metazoa; Chordata; Aves; Galliformes; Phasianidae. Gene Ontology annotation, molecular function: protein serine/threonine kinase activity; ATP binding; protein binding. The record is from RefSeq and is a predicted model, not a curated record.
GGGGCGGCGACACUUUCCCAUUGGCAGAGGGGAGGCGGCCUUGUGCUGUGCCUGGAGCGACUGCAUAGCGCUUGGGGCGCCGUUCCACGAGGACGAGGAGGCAGGGGAUCGAACGAUCGAGUUCCGACCGACCGGUCGUGGGGAAGGCGUGCUGCCGCCAGGCAGGUCCUAGCGCGACAGCCAACAGGGCAACUCCUUCCCGCUUCGCCUCGCCGGGGUCAGGGCGUAGGGCGGCCCCGGCGUGGCGGUGAUGAGGGCGUGGAGCAGGGGCUGAAAGUGGUGGUCAGCGGUGUGGCGCGACGCUACCAUGACGGUGUUCCGGCAGGAGAACCUGGAGGAGCACUAUGAGACCGGCGAGGAUCUCGGCAGUGGACAGUUUGCUGUAGUGAAAAAAUGCCGUGAGAAAAGCACUGGUCAGCAGUUUGCAGCAAAAUUCAUCAAGAAACGGAGAACAAAAUCUAGCCGACGUGGCGUGGGCCGCGAAGAUAUUGAGCGAGAAGUCAGCAUUCUCAAGGAGAUUCGACACCCUAAUGUGAUCACCCUGCAUGAUGUUUAUGAGAACAAAACAGAUGUCAUUCUUAUUCUGGAACUUGUUGCAGGUGGAGAGCUCUUCGACUUCUUAGCUGAAAAAGAGUCUCUUACAGAGGAGGAAGCCACAGAAUUUCUCAAGCAAAUACUUAAUGGUGUUCAGUAUCUCCAUUCUCUUCAAAUUGCCCACUUUGAUCUAAAGCCUGAAAACAUAAUGUUGUUGGACAAAAAUGUACCAAAGCCUCGAAUCAAGAUUAUUGACUUCGGUUUAGCACACAAAAUUGAUUUUGGAAAUGAAUUCAAAAAUAUUUUCGGAACACCAGAGUUUGUUGCUCCUGAAAUAGUAAAUUAUGAGCCUCUUGGACUUGAAGCAGAUAUGUGGAGCAUUGGUGUCAUAACUUACAUCCUUCUAAGUGGUGCAUCGCCAUUUCUUGGAGAAACCAAGCAGGAAACAUUAGCAAACGUGUCUGCUGUGAAUUAUGAAUUUGAAGAAGAAUUCUUCAGUAAUACCAGUGCCCUAGCUAAAGAUUUUAUACGAAGACUUCUAGUCAAGGAUCCAAAGAAGAGAAUGACUAUUCAAGAUAGUUUGCUGCAUCCUUGGAUCAAGCCUAAAGACACUCAGCAAGCACUAAGUAGGAAAGCAUCUGCAGUGAAUAUGGAGAAAUUCAAGAAGUUUGCAGCACGGCGAAAAUGGAAACAAUCAGUACGCUUGAUAUCCUUGUGCCAAAGAUUAUCAAGAUCCUUCUUGUCCAGAAGUAAUAUGAGUGUUGCUAGGAGUGAUGAUACUCUGGAUGAGGAAGAUUCUUUUGUGAUGAAAGCUAUUAUUCAUGCCAUCAAUGAUGAUAAUGUUCCUGGAUUACAGCACCUUCUGGGAUCUCUGACAAAUUACGAUGUCAAUCAACCUAACAAGCAUGGAACACCUCCACUACUCAUUGCUGCUGGCUGUGGAAACAUUCAGAUGCUUCAGUUGCUUCUAAAGCGCGGAUCCCGUAUUGAUGUCCAAGACAAAGCUGGAUCUAACGCAAUCUAUUGGGCUUCUCGACACGGUCAUAUAGAAACACUGAAAUUUCUGAAUGAGAAUAAAUGUCCUUUGGAUGUUAAGGAUAAGUCUGGAGAGACAGCUCUUCAUGUUGCAGCUCGAUACGGGCAUGUGGAUGUGGUUCAGUUUCUCUGCAGUGUUGGAUCCAAUCCAAACUUCCAAGAUAAGGAAGAAGAAACCCCAUUGCAUUGUGCUUCUUGGCAUGGCUACUACUCUGUUGCCAAAGCACUUUGUGAAGCAGGCUGUGAUGUGAACAUUAAAAACAGAGAAGGAGAGACUCCACUCUUGACAGCAUCUGCUAGGGGAUACCAUGAUAUCGUGGAAUGCUUGUCAGAACAUGGAGCUGACCUUGAUGCAACAGAUAAGGAUGGUCAUAUAGCCCUACACCUUGCUGUAAGAAGAUGUCAGAUAGAAGUAGUUAAAACCCUCAUCAAUCAAGGCUGUUUUGUAGAUUUCCAAGACAGACAUGGCAACACUCCUCUCCAUGUAGCCUGCAAAGAUGGCAACGUCCCUAUUGUAAUGGCACUUUGUGAAGCAGGUUGUAACCUAGAUGUCGCUAAUAAGUAUGGAAGAACACCUUUACAUCUUGCUGCAAACAAUGGCAUUCUUGAAGUUGUCCGGUUCCUGUGUCUUAUGGGUGCCAAUGUGGAAGCUCUGACCUCAGAUGGGAAAACAGCAGAAGAUCUUGCCAGAGCAGAGCAGCAUGAACAUGUAGCCAAUCUGCUUGCAAGACUUAAAAAGGAUACGCACAGGGCAGUUUUUAUCCAGCAGUUGCGACACACACAGAACCCACAGCCACGGAUUAAACUGAAGCUGUUUGGACACUCUGGCUCUGGAAAAACAACCCUUGUAGAGUCUCUCAAAUGUGGCCUAAUCCGAAGCUUUUUCCGAAGACGUAGGCCUAGACUCUCUUCCACGAACUCAACCAGGUUCCCACCAUCUCCUUUGUCUUCCAAACCUUCAGUUUCAGUAAGCAUUACGAAUCUUUAUCCUGGUUGUGAGAAUGUCAGUGUGAGAAGCCGAAGUAUGAUGUUUGAGCCAGGCCUGACAAAAGGGGUAUUAGAAGCUUUUGUUUCACCUGCUCAUCACUCUCAUUUCUCUGCUGAUGAUCAGUCCACCAAGGCCAUUGACAUUCAGAAUGCCUACUUGAAUGGAGUUGGUGAUUUCAGCAUCUGGGAAUUCUCUGGGAAUCCUGUGUAUUUCUGCUGUUAUGAUUAUUUUGCUGCAAAUGAUCCCACCACAAUUCAUAUAGUGCUUUUUAGUCUUGAGGAGCCUUAUGAAAUCCAGUUAAACCAAGUGACCUUUUGGCUUAGUUUCCUGAAAUCAUUAGUCCCUGUUGAGGAGCCAAUAGCAUUUGGCGGAAGGCUGAAAACUCCCCUGCGUGUUGUUUUGGUUGCCACACAUGCUGAUAUAGUCAAUCUUCCUCGGCCUGCCGGGGGGGAGUUUUGGUAUGACAAGGAUACGUCAUUCUUGAAAGAAAUCAGGAACAGAUUUGGAAAUGAUCUUCAGAUUUCAGAGAAGUUAUUUGUGUUGGAUGCUGGAGCAUCUGGAUCUAAAGAUAUGAAGCUUCUCCGAAAUCACUUACAAGAAAUAAGAAGCCAAAUAAUUUCUACUUGCCCACCUAUGACUCUUCUGUGUGAAAAAAUUAUCUCUGUGCUGCCUUCAUGGAGAAAAAUGAAUGGACCCAACCAGUUGAUGUCCUUGCAGCAGUUUGUGUAUGAUGUACAGGAGCAGCUUAAUCCCCUAGCAAAUGAAGAUGACCUGCGGCACAUUGCACAGCAGUUGCAUAGCAUAGGAGAAAUUAACAUUAUGCAGAGUGAAACAGUUCAAGAUGUUGUUCUUCUGGAUCCUCGCUGGCUCUGUUCAAAUGUCCUAGGAAAAAUCCUGUCAAUAGAGAACCCAAAAGCUCUCCAUCACUAUAGAGGUCGAUACACUAUAGAGGACAUACAGCGUCUGGUAACAGAUAGUGAUGUGGAAGAACUGAUACAGAUUUUGGACGCUAUGGAUAUUUGUGCAAGAGACCUUAGCAGUGGAGCAAUGGUGGAUAUUCCUGCUCUCAUCAAGACUGACAAUCUCCACAGGUCUUGGACAGAGGAAGAGGAUGAGGUACUGAUUUAUGGUGGUGUUAGAAUUGUUCCUGUGGAACAUCUUACCCCAUUUCCUUGUGGAAUUUUUCAUAAAGUUCAGGUGAAUCUCUGCAGGUGGAUUCAUCAACAAAGCACCGAGGGAGAUGCUGAUAUACGUCUGUGGGUAAAUGGAUCAAAGAUCAUGAAUCGCGGCGCUGAGCUUUUAGUGCUGCUUGUCAACCAUGGUCAGGGCAUAGAGGUUCAAGUUAGAGGACUGGAAACAGAGAAGAUCAAGUGCUGUUUACUUUUGGAUUCUGUAUGCAGCACCAUUGAUAACUUAAUAGCCACAACCUUACCAGGCCUUUUGACUGUAAAAUACUACCUUAGUCCUCAGCAGCUGAGGGAGCAUCAUGAACCAGUAAUGGUCUAUCAGCCUAGAGACUUCUUCCGUGCACAGAGUCAAAAGGAGACAUCACUAACUAACACCAUGGGGGGAUAUAAAGAGAGCUUUAGUAGUAUACUGUGUUUUGGGUGUCUUGAUGUCUACUCUCAAGGAAGCCUAGGAAUGGAUAUUCAUGUUUCAGAUCUGAAUCUACUCACCAGGAGAAAACUGAGCCGACUUCUGGAUCCACCUGAUCCCAUGGGCAAAGAUUGGUGCCUUCUGGCCAUGAACCUGGGCCUCCCUGAUCUGGUUGCAAAGUACAAUACAAAUAAUGGAACACAAAAUGACUUUCUGUCAAGCCCAGUCCAUGCCCUGCUGCAGGAGUGGAGUAAUGCUCCAGAGAGCACUGUAGGAAUCCUAAUGUCUAAGCUGAGGGAAUUAGGUCGCAGAGAUGCAGCAGACUUUUUACUCAAGGCAUCUUCUGUAUUCAAAAUAAAUUUUGAUGCUAAUGGUCAAGAGGCUUAUGCUUCAAGUUGCAACAGUGGCACAUCUUAUAAUUCAAUUAGCUCUGUAGUAUCACGGUAAGAAACAGGUGUUUUGCAUAGAUAUGUUUUCAAAUUGCAGAAAAGAUAAAAGUGCGAGAGUUUCUGUACCUUCUCAAUUAUGAGGUUUUACGUCAAAGGAUUUUUAUCCUUCUUCAGCACCACCUUUUUGUGCUUAAGCUUUCUACUUCUGGCUGAACUGUUGCUUUUUAUUUGAUCUCUUAAAGGCUGGUGUACUUCCGAUGUGUUAAAAGUUAUUACAGAUACAUAAUGUGCUGCUUAAUACUGAUGUUUUAACUGGAAAGUUUUUCAACUCUGGAUGUAUCACAACUGUUUUAUGAAGUAAUUCUCCCUGUAAAAGGAAAGGGGAGAAGAAUAGCACAUAGUACAUGAAAUGUGUAUUUCUUAUGUCCAUUUUUUUCUUUAAAAUGCUGUCCUCUGUUUAACACUUUUUUAUAUUUUUUAAGGAGGGAAAUCCACCUACAUUGGUGAUUAGUCUGCCUGAAUAUAACACCACAUUGUUUUUAGCUGAAAAAGCGAGUGCCUUUUGCAGAAGAGGGGGGUUCCAUUGGUUUGAAUGACCCUGCUGGAGUUACAAGAACAUGCUACCUCUGUUUCACUGAAAUUGUCUGCAUGCUUAUCAUUGCAAGUGGUGCUUGCCUUUUAAUUUUUCCCUUAUUUCUAAGACAUUGGUAAUGACUCAUGCAGAGCGUUCAUGUGCCAAUACUGUGGGUACAGAUGUGUGAUACCUGUCAACUUCGAUUACAGUCAAAUCAUAAUGUGAAAACCUCUUAACCUUGCCAAUUACCAUGCUUCUUUAUUACCAUUUACCUCAGGUAAAAGUUUGUUCAUUAUGGAGUUCAAAAAGGAUAUACAUGUGUUAGAUACCGCAGAAUAAUACUGUAUGGCUGUCAGUUGUAAUUUGUGUAUACCAAAUUGUUUUCUACUAUUAGAUCCUAAGUUACUUCUUGUACUUGAAAAUUUUAACGGGGAUAAAAACAAAAGGACACAAGAUUUCCUGCAGUGAGAACUUUAAAAUUGAUAUGAGGGGAUAAAGCGCAUUCUGUUCUAAAAAGCAUGUAAUUUUAAUGGUGCAAUGUGUUUGUGUAUAUAUAUAUUGUAUGUAUAUAUAUUAAUACUAUUUUUUCCUUAAUCUUACCAUGUAGUAAAAUUUUAAAGCAUUUUUCUACAAAUAAACUGUUGCUUGUUGCAUCACUUUUAUCUGUAUCCUGUACCUUAAGUGGACCAAGCCUCCUCUUUUCCUUAUAACCACAGUCCUGCAGAGGCAGUG